AUGGCUCGUCUACAUCAAAAAGCGUAUUCACGUUUAAAUUUACUUUCAUUCCACUCAUUUGGGCUAUAUAUUCUCUGUGCACCUGGUGCUUAUUCUGCUUACUACAGUCGACCAAGCAAUAACCAUUGGGUCUUUUGGUAUUAUGCCGGCAGUGGCAACCGCGAGUGCGGGAACAUUUGCAUAAUCACAUUUGCUAUUGUCUGCGUUCUUUUGCUACUUUUAAUAUACAGAAUAUAUUCCUUUUGUCGGUCAAGUCAUUGGGAAAAGAAAUUGGAGAGUAUAGAUAUAACAGAGAACGGAACGGCAACGGCAGCUGGAGAAAAGUUUCGAUUAUCAAGCUCGAGUGAAAGUCGAAUUGAACAGGGUUAUGGUGUCAACAAUAAGAAGAAAAGUAAUGGCACUAGUGAUUUCUUAGAGUAUGCCGACGCUGGCCCUGUCGCUCCUCCGCCUGUUUAUAGUGAUUCUUAUUCCAUACCGGCCGCCACCCCUUCUUACUCCAUGUCCUCCAUGUCCUCUACAGCACCUCUUCUUCCAUCUAAAUUCGCCGCCGAAAAUCCGCCUCACGAUUUACCGCCAUUGCGCGAACACGUGGCAUCCAUUCUCUCUAAUGGCGCAGCGGAAGCCUAUAAGCUCGCUCCUAUUGAUGAAUUAAUAGAAAGAAAUCUCCUCAAAGUUGAUAGUGAUGGAACUACCGCAAUCUUUAAUGGAACAAGAGUGUCUUGCCAGUCCAACUAUCCGUUCCUUGUAAUCAAAAAGAGUGAUUUUGCCAAUGACGACGAGAAUUCUCUUUAUCCUCCGUCCCAAACACCUUCUUCUUCUCCUCUUCCACAGAAUCUUGCUACAUCUCCCUCCCAUCCAUUUUCAUCAACGACUAAUUCUUAUUACGAUGCCACAAACAUAACAUACCCGAUGCCAGCACCACAAACAGAAGUGAAAAUCUCCAUACCACCAUCUUCAUUAAGCACCAUUGCAGAAUUGCCUAAUUCGCCCGUUGAAUUAACAACGCCUACCAAUGAACAAAGUGGAUUGCUGAAAAAAGAGAUCAAAAAGUUAAAAGAAAAGGAGAGUUUGUCAGAAACAGAUACAGACAAGGAAGGGAAUACUAAGGGCGAACUAUGUUAUUUUGAGAUGACUGUGUUGGAGAAUGAUGGCAAGAAUAAUACUAUUGCUGUAGGAGUUGCUACCCAGCCAUACCCAUGGUCAAGUCUAAAUACGAGUGGAUAUGCUCACGUCUCCUCUUACACAUCCAUUUCCUACUCAAAUGCCUGGGGAGAUGUUGGAGAUACUGUCGGAUGCGGAUAUUACCCGAAAACCGGAGAAGUGUUCUUUACGAUAAACGGCUCAAAGCACCAAGCUGCAUAUACGGGGCCGCAGCAUAUAUGGUAUCCCUGCAUAGGGGCAGAUGGAAGGUGCAAAGUUAGUGUUAAUUUUGGCAAGGAAAACGGGGACACGUUUGUAUUUGGCGAGGCGAGAGGAUCUGGAAGUGUUGUUGUUAUCGAUUGA
Molecule: messenger RNA, 1503 nt
Organism: Paraglomus brasilianum
Lineage: Eukaryota; Fungi; Glomeromycota; Glomeromycetes; Paraglomerales; Paraglomeraceae
Source: the annotation of a GenBank genome assembly